Molecule: messenger RNA, 2169 nt
Organism: Colletotrichum siamense
Lineage: Eukaryota; Fungi; Ascomycota; Sordariomycetes; Glomerellales; Glomerellaceae
Gene: PRD1-1
Product: Saccharolysin
Exons: 3
Coding region: 1-2169 (722 amino acids)
Biological process (GO): peptide metabolic process; proteolysis
Cellular component (GO): mitochondrial intermembrane space
Molecular function (GO): metalloendopeptidase activity
Source: RefSeq, a predicted model, not a curated record
AUGGCCUCUGCUAAACCCCGCAACCCGCCUCAGCUGCCCCCGCUGUUCACCACAACACCGAUUUCCAUCCUCGAAUCUAUCAACGAACUUAUUGAGACUUCGAAGCAAGCCCACAAGGACCUCGUCAACACCAUCUCGCCCUCCUCCGCGACAUUUGCCAACACCCUACUGCCCCUCGCUCACGCCGAGAAUGCUUUGUCUUCAGAAGCGACACUGCUGAUAUUCCUCAGAGAUGUGUCUCCCGACAAAGACGUUCGCGAUGCUGCGGCUCAAGCGCGGACAAUCCUUCGGGAUUAUCAAUUAGAGGCAUCAAUGAAUGAGGACGUCUUCAAAAUGGUCGACUCUGUCUUUGCCACUGCAGACAAACAAUCUCUCGACCCGGAGUCGCGGAACCUUUUGAACAAAAAGCACAAAGAAUUCGUCAAGAACGGUCUUCGGAUCCCAUCUGGCGAACGACGUGACCGUUUCAAGGAGAUCCGCAGUCGCAUCGAUGCUCUCACAUCCAAGUACUCGAAGAAUUUGGCCGAGGAUAACACCGCAAUUUAUUUCGCCCCCGAUGAGCUCGAAGGCUUCCCGGAAAACACCCUGUCUGAACUUGAAAAGGGACAGACGGGCACGGAGAACGAGGGAAAGCUCAAGAUUGAGAUACCCAUGGACCUGAGCUCCGUUCUCAGGGCAGUGAAGAACCCAGCUACCCGUCAGAAAGCUAGGCUAGCAUACGACAACCGAUGUCCGGCGAAUGUUGCUAUCUUCAAGGAAGUUGUGCAACUCCGUCACGAAGCAGCACUUUUGCUGGGUUACCCGAACCAUGCGACGCUGAGCGUGGAGGACAAGAUGGCAGAAACACCGGAUAGGGUGAACUCCUUCUUGAGCUCUCUGCGCUCGAAGUUGACAGAGGCUGCGAGUAAGGACGUUGAGACCCUACUCCGACUUAAGAAGGUCGAUGUUAAGGCGAAAGGUGAAGACUUUGAUGGGCACUACUUCACUUGGGACAAUCCAUAUUACGAUAAUAUGCUCUUACAACAAGACUAUGCAGUGGACCAGGCCAAGAUAUCGGAGUACUUCCCACUGCGAUCCACUGUGAAUGGGAUGCUCGGGAUCUUUGAACAAUUGUUCGGUAUGGUGUUUCAUGAGAUCUUGGAUGAGGAGAGAGCUUCAUUGUCUUCCACUGGAAAAGGAGAUGAUCUAGUCUGGCACCCAGAUGUACAAAUUUUCUCCGUCUGGGACAAAGAUGAAGAAGGCGGCGAGUUCCUCGGAUACCUCUACCUGGACCUUUACAGCCGUGAAGGGAAGUAUUCAAACCCGUCCAACUUCAGUGUUAUCCCUGGGUGUUGCAAAGAGGAUGGAGCGAAACACUACCCGUCUACAGCCCUGGUCUGCAAUUUCCAGCACCCAAGUGCCUCAAAGCCCACCCUCCUCUGUCACCCGGACGUCGUUGUUCUCUUCCACGAACUGGGUCACGGCAUUCACGACCUUGUAUCGCGCACGAAAUUCGCACGUUUCCAUGGGCCAAUGGGUACUGUCGUCGACUUCGGCGAGGCGCCGAGUCAAGUCCUCGAGAAUUGGUGCUGGACGCCCGAACAGAUCAUUUCCCUCAGUCACCACUACUCAUAUCUGUCCGACGACUACCUGAAUACCUGGAAGUGUAAGAUAGGGAAGAAUGAAGAUAUCAUGCAGCCACCAAAGGCAUUGCCGCGGGCAAUGGUUGAAAGUCUCCUAAAGGCGAAGCAUGCGAACAAGGCUCUGGACACUUUGCAUCAGCUCUUUAUCGGAACUUUCGACAUGGCUGUCCAUCAACUUAAUGAUAGAAGUGAGGAUCAGAGUUUCACAACAUUGUGGAAUCGCCUUCGGCGGGAGAUCGUCCCGACCGACGACCUCUCCGCCUUGGGUGCUGGCGACGAGUGGGGGCACGGAUACACCAAUAUCGGGCACUUCAUGAACGAGUAUGACGCUGGGUUCUACAGCUACCUGUUUUCAAAGGUUUAUGCGCAAGAUAUCUUCUCCACCGUGUUCAAAAGCGAUCCGAUGAGUGUUGAAGCGGGUCGAAGGUAUCGGUACGGUGUUUUGGAGAAGGGUGGCAGCCAGCCGGAGAUGACUACUUUGCAAGAAUUUCUUGUUAGGGAGGCGAAGAUGGAGGCUUUCUACGAAGAAUUGGGUCUUGAAUUGUGA